Messenger RNA from Erigeron canadensis, 1093 nucleotides. Its product is annotated as protein RGF1 INDUCIBLE TRANSCRIPTION FACTOR 1-like. The record is from RefSeq and is a predicted model, not a curated record. The coding region runs from base 159 to 884 and encodes 241 amino acids. NCBI's taxonomy places the organism in Eukaryota, Viridiplantae, Streptophyta, Magnoliopsida, Asterales, Asteraceae. The transcript is spliced from 5 exons.
UUUCGAGCUUCCCCAGUCUUUCCUCCUUCUCUCUUUCACCGUCUGCCUCUCAUUCAUUCAUUCAUAUACGUUUCACACACAUAUACACACACUCCAGAACCCUCUUCUUCAUUUUCUGAUAAAGUUCCAAGCUUGCAAGUUUAAUCACUACAAAAAACAUGGUUAGCCCAAUUGAUAAAAUGGAGCAUCAAGAAUUUGGUCCACCAUGGUUGAUACCAAUGAUAAAAGCUGAUUACUUUAUUACAUGUAAAUUUCAUGGUGAUGCUAAUAAAAGUGAAUGCAAUCUUUACUGUUUGGAUUGUUGUGGUAACUCUCUUUGUUCUUACUGUUUGGGCCAUCAUAAAGACCAUCGAGUUGUUCAGAUAAGGCGAUCUUCGUACCAUAACGUGGUGAGGGUGAAUGAGAUUCAAAGAUUUUUGGACAUUUCAUGUGUGCAAACCUACAUUAUCAAUAGUGCAAAGAUUGUGUUUUUGAAUGAAAGACCACAGCCUAGGCCCGGUAAAGGAGUCACCAACCAUUGCGAGAUUUGUGGUCGGAGCCUUGUCGAUGCUUUUCGCUUUUGUUCUCUUGGUUGUAAGCUUAAUGGUAUGAAACGAGGCGAUCGAGAAUUAAGUUUCACACAAAAGAUGAGACAUGGCCACGCUUAUGACCUAGAUGAGCCGGUGACGCCCAAGAAGGGGAAAAGGUCAAAUUUUUACAACCAGUUUAUCGAAAAUCCAAUGUUCAACUUCAAUAUUAAUUAUGGGAGAAAUGGUAACUCUGACAUGUCGUGUUCGUCUAUAUCUGGAGACGAAGCAACGAACAUGUCUCCAGGGACCCCACCAAUAUUCAACCAUCGGAAUUCUAGCAGGAGAAAGGGCAUUCCUCGUCGGGCACCAUUUUAGAAAGAAAACACAAGCGCGUUAGCAUGGUAAUCUAUCCUCCAUAUGCCAUCCCUUGUGUGAUAGGGAUACUUAUACAUGGAGGUCAAGGGUUUGAGUUCCACUUUAUAUAUAGAAAGGUGAAUAUACAUAUGAACAUAUAGUAUAGUUGUGAUAAAGAUGAUAUAUAUACUUUGUUAAUAUAAGUUAGUAUAAGGUUUUGUGUUUGGUCA